Messenger RNA from Zygosaccharomyces rouxii, 306 nucleotides. RefSeq names its product Bls1p (gene BLS1). The record is from RefSeq and is a predicted model, not a curated record. The transcript has a single exon. NCBI's taxonomy places the organism in Eukaryota, Fungi, Ascomycota, Saccharomycetes, Saccharomycetales, Saccharomycetaceae. Bases 1 to 306 code for a protein of 101 amino acids.
AUGGCCCCCAAAUAUGAGUUGGAUCAAUUGGUGAAUUCCAUCUGCAAAUCAACUAGAGAUACUGAUGCUUCAAAGAUUCUCAAAGAAAUUGAAGAUAACAAUAGUUAUAUAACUGAAGUUCAAUUGAAAAGGUUACUCAAGCUGCAUGAUGGAUCAUUUAGAGAAAGUCUAACACCACUGCAAAAAUUGCAUGAUAAGUAUAAUGAGAUCGUAAUGAGACAAGGGGAUUUACAAAGCUGGGCAGAACUAAUAGACAGAGAUUUAAGAGUAUUAGAACUAACGAUGCAAUUAGCUAAAAGAAGAUGA